CAGCCAAACCAAUGCGAUGGCUGGGGCGGGGUCGGGCGCUCUAUAAGUUGUCGAUAGGCGGGCACUCCACCCUAGAUUCUAAGGAUCAUGUCUGCGAGUCAGGAUUCUCGAUCCAGAGACAAUGGCCCCGACGGGAUGGAGCCUGAAGGCGUCAUCGAGAGUAACUGGAAUGAGAUUGUGGAUAGCUUUGAUGACAUGAAUCUCUCAGAAUCCCUCCUCCGUGGUAUUUAUGCCUAUGGUUUUGAGAAGCCCUCUGCCAUCCAGCAGCGAGCCAUUCUUCCUUGUAUCAAGGGUUAUGAUGUGAUUGCUCAAGCCCAGUCUGGGACUGGGAAAACAGCUACAUUUGCCAUAUCAAUUCUGCAGCAGAUUGAGUUAGAUCUUAAGGCCACUCAGGCUUUGGUUCUGGCCCCCACUCGUGAGUUGGCUCAGCAGAUUCAAAAGGUGGUCAUGGCAUUAGGAGACUACAUGGGUGCCUCUUGUCAUGCCUGUAUUGGAGGCACUAAUGUGCGUGCUGAGGUGCAGAAGUUGCAGAUGGAAGCUCCCCAUAUCAUCGUGGGCACCCCUGGCCGGGUGUUUGAUAUGCUUAACCGGAGAUACCUGUCCCCCAAAUACAUCAAGAUGUUUGUACUGGAUGAAGCAGAUGAAAUGUUAAGCCGUGGGUUCAAGGACCAGAUAUAUGAUAUAUUCCAAAAGCUCAACAGUAACACACAGGUAGUUUUGUUGUCUGCUACAAUGCCCUCAGAUGUCCUUGAGGUGACCAAGAAGUUCAUGAGAGACCCCAUUCGGAUUCUUGUCAAGAAAGAAGAGUUGACCCUGGAGGGUAUCCGUCAAUUCUACAUCAAUGUGGAAAGAGAGGAGUGGAAGCUUGACACAUUGUGUGACUUGUAUGAAACCCUGACUAUCACCCAAGCAGUAAUCUUUAUCAAUACCAGAAGGAAGGUGGAUUGGCUCACUGAAAAGAUGCAUGCCCGGGAUUUCACUGUUUCCGCCAUGCAUGGAGAUAUGGACCAAAAGGAACGAGAUGUGAUCAUGAGGGAGUUCCGGUCUGGUUCUAGCAGAGUAUUAAUUACCACUGACCUGUUGGCCAGAGGCAUUGAUGUGCAGCAGGUCUCCUUAGUCAUCAAUUACGACCUUCCCACCAACAGGGAAAACUACAUCCACAGAAUUGGUCGUGGUGGUCGCUUUGGCCGUAAAGGUGUGGCUAUCAAUAUGGUGACAGAAGAAGACAAGAGGACUCUUCGAGACAUUGAGACAUUCUACAACACCUCCAUUGAAGAGAUGCCCCUCAAUGUUGCUGACCUCAUUUGAGGGGCUGUCCUGUUACCUGGCUCUAGCCAGGGUUCAGUCCUGGGGGGCUGAGGAACAGCUGGAGGGGGGAGGGAAGGGAGCCAAGGGAUGGACAUCUUGUUUUUGUUUUUGUUUUGUUUUUCUCUCUCUCUCUCUUUGAAUAAAUGUCACUUUUUGAGGCAAAAAGAA
Molecule: messenger RNA, 1476 nt
Organism: Cricetulus griseus (Chinese hamster)
Lineage: Eukaryota; Metazoa; Chordata; Mammalia; Rodentia; Cricetidae
Source: RefSeq, a predicted model, not a curated record